Symbiodinium sp. CCMP2592 is the source of this 4167-nucleotide messenger RNA. Lineage: Eukaryota; Dinophyceae; Suessiales; Symbiodiniaceae. The record is from the annotation of a GenBank genome assembly.
AUGCCACCGGCUACUGCGACUGCCACACCGGCUCCGACUCCGGCGGCGGAGUCCUCUAGCAGUUUCCAGCUACCAUGGCAGGCCAUUCCGAGAUUCAUACCGGGGACUACGGAUGUGACAGAGUACAGCAAGAAGCUCCAGUUCCUUGCGGCGAUGUGGCCGAAGGAGCAUCUCUCCUUGUUGGCGCCCAGGGCGGCGUUGAUGUGCGAGGGAACGGCAUUCAAGAAAGUGGCGUCCUUGGACGCCGAAAAGUUGAAGGCCAAUGAUGAGACCGGAGUAAAGCUCCUAGUGUCAACCCUGGGUGGCUCCUGGGGUAAGACUGAUCUGGAGAAGAAGUACGACAGCUUCGAGAAAGCGAUUUAUGGUACGACCCAGAAGGCAGACGAGACCAAUGACAGCUACCUGGCAAGGCACGAUGUUCAUUUUGAAGAGCUGCUGGCUGGUGGUGUGACUUUGAAGGAGAUCCGAGCGUACAUUCUUCUACGCCAAUCCCAGUUGUCUUCGGACGAUCGGAAGCGGAUUGUGGUAGAGAUGGGCGGUACCUUGGAGUAUGGCAAAGUCAGCCAAGCUAUCCGGCUGCUAGGGUCCCGAUUUUUCACGGAUUUGCAAGGACAGCGCAACAGCAAGUCGAAGACCUACGAUGCAAAUCACGUGGAUGAGAACAUCGACGAGGAGCCCGAUCGAGGAGUUCCAGCGGCUGCCGCUCAUUUCACCGAUGAGGGCGAAGCCGAUUUGGACAACGAGUACAUCGAGGCGCUUGUGGCAGCAGAAGAUCAAGAUGCCUUACAGGUUCAAGCGUUUGAGGAGGAGCUGGAAGGCUUCUUCCAGGACACUCCUGACCUGCAAGAUGCACUGGUGAAUUACUUGGAAGCUCGCAAUCGUCUUCUUGCGAAGAAGCGAGCUAGAGGUUUCUGGCCAGUUGGAGCAGGCGGGAAGGGAUCCAAGGGCGGACGUUCCGCCAAAGGCGGAAAGGGCAAGGGCAAAAAUGCCCGCGAGCAACUGCUCGCACGCAUCAGCCGAAGCAACUGUAGACUGUGCGGCGAACGCGGACAUUGGAAAGCAGAAUGUCCCAAGCUGGGCAAGGGAAGCGGUCACGCCGGAAAGAGCGAGAUGGCCACUACUACGGUUGCCGAGGUCGAUGAAUCCAAUUUUGCCACCCUGGAUGAAGCCGAGGUUCAGAUUGCUGAGGUCUGCACUAGCCUCCCCGAGGGAGCGCUGACGAUGGAAGUUGUGCCCAGUGCCGCAACGGCGCUGAUCAGCCACGGUCCCAUAGAAGCCAUUUUGGAUACGGGGGCCAGUCGGUGUGUCAUGGGCAAGCAGCUUGUGCUCGGCUUCUUGAGCCAACUGGAAGAGCAGGGCAACCGUGCUUUGGCCGUUCGCUUCGCCCGUUUGAACGAGCCGCAGCUGCGGUUCACCAUGGACGAGAUUCGCACCAUGCCUUUGGAAGAGCUGGGUCGGUUCACAAUCGACUUCGGCAAAGCCAUGCAUGGACGGUCCUACGUGGACGUAGCCGAGAACGAAAAGGGAUGGUGCAAGUGGAUCAUCGAGCAUAUGGGCCAAAGCGAGAAGCGUUGCCACCAGGCUUUCAUAGCCUAUCUGGAGCGCUACGUGGAUCAAGCCGAAGCCGUGGAAAGUGCCCUUCUGGACACCAUGGAAGCUGUGCUCGAGACCGAACCUUCGGCCACUCGAGGUCGGCCCAAAGCUGCAGCCAAGAGCAUCAGCCGCCCGCCGGCCCAAUCCUCCGAAGCCGUGCCCGAAGCCUGGGACUUGGUGAAUCAAGAUUCGUCCGAUCCACCUCUCGAUCACCAGGUCACGUCUUUGGCCACUCGCGUGACCCACAUGGAAAGUGUUUUGCAGCAAGUGCUGAUGGCUGUUCAGGAUCUGUCUGCGGCGUUUGACCCACAGGUCAUCGAAGAGCCUGCAAAACAACUCCUAGACCAACAAGCUCCCCUACCCGAGCUUAAGAAGUUCCUUCGAUCAAUCCCCUGGGACAAGCUUAAGACACAUAGCGCGGGAACACGAACUGGACUUGAGCUCUUAGAAACUGAAGACAAUAAAACUCCUGCUUAUGUGGUGUUCGGGAUGUUUGUUCAUGGGGGCAAAGUAGGCAUCACCAGAGUCUCGCGUGACUUUCCCUGGUUGACCCAAGUUCUGGUGCGCAUGAUCAAGUUGACGGACCCCCAUCAGCAAGUAACAUCCAUCACCAUAUCCCGAAACACCCGAUCGACCCCACACCGAGAUAGCUUCAAUUCACUGGCGAUCCCGAACAUAGUCAUUCCUUUUGAGUAUCCACGUGCUGGUGGUGAGAUCUGGAUCGCUCAGCCGCCUGCGGCAAAUCAGCAGAGCAAGACCCUGAUGUGUCGGGGGCAAGAGAUUGAUGGUUCCCUUCAGUCCUUAAAAUCCGCAGUUUACGUGAAUCCUCACAAAUGGCAUGCCACCAUGCCAUGGGAGGGAAAUCGAUCUGUUGCAAUCGGCUACGCUGUGAAGCCUGUCUGGAAGCUGGAGGCUUCCGAUCGUGCUUGGCUGCUUCGACAAGGGUUCGCCUUGCCGACUUGCAAUCAUCCAGCAUUCCCUAAAGUAGCUUCCCGUAGCAUCGCCAACGCCCAGAGGGUCUGUCCUGAGUCAGCCCUUCGACAAGAGCUGGAUGCAUCCCAGCAUAUGCUGAGCAAGUCCUCCUUGGCAAACCUGGCUUCCAGCGUCGAUGCAGCCAGUAAGAGUGCUUUCAGUGUUGCCGAAGACAUUUCCUGGAGCACGUUCCAAGACUCCUUGCUUACCUAUGGUCAAGCGACAGGGCCUAGGUUAGAUGUUUUAGAGAUAUAUGCUAGUGAGGAUAGUCGAUUGACAACCUGGGUUAGAAGCUUGGGGGGAAAAGCGCAGCGCUUCACAGCAAAGGAUGGAGAUCUAACCACUGCAUCAGGCCAGCGUGCUCUCUGGGAUUUGAUUCAGAAGACGCAGCCUCAGCAUGUUUGGUGUUCGCCGGACUGUCAGACUGUGGCAAAGUUUGCGGGCACAUACUGCUCUGGGUUUGCGCAUUAUGUUGCCCGUCAGCUGUUGAAGCAAGCAGCUGAGAAGGCUUGUGCUGCUGAGGAUGUUCCCCAGUUCACCCGCAAGAGGUUUAAGACAUCCACGGGCAUUCCCGCGCCCAGCAAUAUCCUUGGCUCCCAUAAACGCCCUGCAGCGGAAGCAAAUGAUGACCGGAGUACCGCUGUCCGAAAGCUUGAUCCGGUGCUGUUGCUUCUUCCUGUGGACACCGUCCCGCUGCAGCGCUUGUCUCCCCACAACAUGAUCUGUGCUUUGCCUCCUACGGUAGCGCCCUGGAGAAUAAGUCUGGGGUCUCGUGUUGCUGCGGAUGGAACGAGGAAGUACUUUUGCUUGGGCAACGAAGAUCGCACCACGAUGUCUGCCGAGCGGAAGAAGCUUCGAGUGCCAGUUGUCGAAGUUUCCAUCACUGUGCUAGGUGAUCCGAAGCCAGAUAUCGAAGGAUGGGCACCUCCUCCGGCAGCGAAGGAGAGUCCAUCCUUGAUUGAAGCGGCACUGGAAUACCAAUGCGAUGCGUAUGAGUGCACGAGUCUUUGUCAGUGCGGUGUGGAUGACGCUCAGGAACAGAGUGAGGUUGAGCGCGGAACAACUGGUUCAGUUGUGCCUGCUGCCCCUUCGCCUGUGCCAGCUCCGACUUCCCCGGAAGCCUUUGAGCCAUCUGCGUCCGAGGCUGAAAUCCCGAAUGCAACCAAUAUCCCAGUGCCCGGGUCCGAUGAAGGUUUAGUAGUUGAGGAUCUUCUUCUCGCCAGUACUCCUUUAAGUGCCGAGCCCGGAGAAGCAGAUGAGCUGAUGAGUUUCUUGACUUUGCAGGCCGGUGACCAGUCUUCGGGUCCGCCGCUCGCUGAAGAUAAUCUCCCCUACGUUGAAACGCCUCUGGAUUGUGCCGAGCACCAAGCUUUCUGCCUUGAGAUCCCAGUGAAUGCUAAAGCAGUCAAACGGUGGGCCCAAGAAAAGUCUCCUGAGCAAAUGGUUGCAUUGGCCUCCUUAAGCAAGCGAGCUCGAGCCGAAGUCUUUGUCAAAGACUUGUCAGCUGCUGAGCGUGAGUUGUUCGAGGUCGCCAAGUCCAAAGAGAUCCAAUGCUGGCCCCAGAAGUCGGAGAGGUGCAUCAACGCGCCAAAGCACGCUUAG